This is a messenger RNA of Aplysia californica (California sea hare), 1494 nucleotides long. RefSeq names its product amine sulfotransferase. Gene Ontology annotation, biological process: sulfation. Gene Ontology annotation, cellular component: cytoplasm. The transcript is spliced from 6 exons. The record is from RefSeq and is a predicted model, not a curated record. Lineage: Eukaryota; Metazoa; Mollusca; Gastropoda; Aplysiida; Aplysiidae. Bases 381 to 1265 code for a protein of 294 amino acids. Gene Ontology annotation, molecular function: sulfotransferase activity.
CCAGCUCGGCGUUUUUCUAGGCCUCCAUACUACCAACAUGGUUAAACUGAACCUCGGAUAAAGUGAACACCUUCUUCUGGUCCCAAAGAGUUCCAUUUAAACGGACUCCACUGGUUUUUUUAAUCCCCCUGACUAAGCGUACAUUCUCCAGACAGGCGUUUUAAAAAGUAGUCUGCAUCCUGCUGAACUGUUUUCAUUCACUCGUUCACCCCACUAGCCAACGGCCGACGUCACAAAGCUCGCGCAAAGAUCUAUCAGUUGCUUCCAGGCAAGGAGGAAGUUAUAGCUAUACAGUUAGUUCUAAGGUCCUUGGUUGCUUUGCUCACCGUCUGUGAUUCGCUUUUGAGUUGAGAGAUUUGAACGAAAACCUAGCAGUCACGAUGCCUGUACAGAAGGUGAAGGAUUUUCUGGGUUUUUCUAUGAACCUGUACGUUUUUGAGAAAAAGCCGCAGUACUUUGGUGGGGCUUUGUUUAAUCACGACAUGAUGGAAAAUAUGCCGGACUACCCACUCAGGGAGGAUGACGUCAUCCUGUGCUCCUACCCCAAGUCCGGCUGUCACUGGGUGUGGGAGAUCUCCCGACUGCUGAUGAGUGGCCGGACAAGUGCGGACAAAGUGGACAAAGAACAGUUCAUGAUGGAGGCCUCUAAAUGUUUCAAUUCAGGCGACAUAGAUGAUCUCCCAUCUCCCCGACUUCUCAACAACCAUGCAUUCUUUGAGCAACAGCCCAAAGACAUCUUAAAGAAAGGCGUCAAGGUGAUCCAUGUGUACAGAAACCCCAAAGACGUGGCAGUCUCCUACUUUUAUCACAAUUCUAGGAUCCCAGCUUAUAAAUACAGCAACUCGGACUUCUCCAAAUAUCUGCCCCGGUUUGUGGACGGUCUAGUAGCCAGCAACUGUGUCUUUGACUACAUGAGAGACUGGGAGAGAGCCAUCAACGAGCAGAAAGAUCUCAAUGCCUGUGUUAUAUGUUAUGAGAAUAUGCACGAGAACCCACUGGAAGAGGUUCGAAAACUGGCCAAGUUUUUGGGCAAAGACUACGACGAUGAGUUUCUACAGAAAGUGAUAAAUGCUACCACGAUGGAGAACGUCAUAAAGCAGAAAGACAUACUACACAAAGACAAGUCUGGGCCCAUUAUGUACCGGAAAGGCAAAGUCGGAGACUGGAAAAAUCACUUCACAGUUGCUCAGAGCGAAUGGUUUGACCACAUCACACGGAGCAGGAUGGGAAGCUCUAAGAUUUACACAUUCAAAUAUGAGAUUUGAAGUCUGAACCAUGACCAAUGAACAACACUUCGAGUAUUUUCUUCGCCAGUAAUGCAGAGGAGAGCUAAUUAUAUUUUCAUUGUUAACAGAUUCUCAUGAUCAGUGAAAUAAUUAUUAUUUCAUAUACUAUUAUAUAAUAUGCCGAUACUACAUUUUAAACAUAUAUGAUUAUAUUUACAUUUGAUACAUUACACUGGUUUUUACCUUGCAAUAAAGUUUGUACAAUCUA